Molecule: messenger RNA, 348 nt
Organism: Neurospora hispaniola
Lineage: Eukaryota; Fungi; Ascomycota; Sordariomycetes; Sordariales; Sordariaceae
Exons: 3
Coding region: 46-348 (100 amino acids)
Source: RefSeq, a predicted model, not a curated record
GAUCUUACUUAGUGUAAUCAGCCAGCAAAAUCCGGGCCGGCCACGAUGCAAAGUCUGUGUGUGUGCCUUGUCCACGGGGGUGCAGAAAGCGGUAAGAUCGUCGUCGGUGGAACCAAGAUCUCCAAACAGUGGACAUGGACAUCAUCAUCAAGGCCCCAACAAUCAAUCCAUGGCCCAUCCAUUCCGCUGCUGCAGCCUUUCGGCUUUUACACUACUGUAAGAGAUGCCCGUCUCUGGGGGAAACCUAGAGCCUACCUACCUAGAACGGAGGUCGGAACGACGGAUGCAGCCGCUCGUUUGGCUGAACGAAUUGGGGUGGAUGAUCUUCAGCAACAACAAUAUAUGUAA